Molecule: messenger RNA, 567 nt
Organism: Brugia pahangi
Lineage: Eukaryota; Metazoa; Nematoda; Chromadorea; Rhabditida; Onchocercidae
Source: the annotation of a GenBank genome assembly
AUGGCUAACUGGCUUGUUUUUCUUCAGAUUCUUUCAGUGAUUUGUCUCAGUUAUCUCAUUUCAGGAUGUGUAGCUGCAUGUAAAUACCAACAAGGACAAUAUCAAUUACAAUUCGCAAGGGAUCAACAACAUGUCCAUCUUCAACUUACAUAUCUUCAGUAUCCAGCAGGAACUAAUACUUGGACUGGCGUUGCUUUUGGACAGUCUAUGAACGAUGGUCUUGAUUUCAUUAGCGUACGUGUACUGGACAACAAGGUAUUAGUAAGUGACGAAUUUGUCCAAGGCUUUAGACAACCGAAACUGGAUGAUAGACAGAAUAUAAUUGUUCAGUACGCUUCACUACAUAAUGGCAAUUUGCGAGUACGACUUGCUAGACCAAUAAUCUCAAAUGAUACUGCUGACUUCUCGCUGGCUAACUGUUUACCUUGGCAGUUCCCAAUUGCGUUAUCGCCACUCGAUCCUACUGGGCAAAUUCGUAAGCACCAAAUCACUCCUCAUGAAAUGGUUGUGUGCAUAAAUCGUUGUCCGUGCGGGUCCACCUCUACCCCGAACGAAUGCCAGUUGUAA